This is a messenger RNA of Musa acuminata AAA Group (dessert banana), 1905 nucleotides long. Its product is annotated as aldehyde dehydrogenase family 3 member F1. Gene Ontology annotation, cellular component: cytoplasm. Lineage: Eukaryota; Viridiplantae; Streptophyta; Magnoliopsida; Zingiberales; Musaceae. The transcript has 10 exons. Gene Ontology annotation, molecular function: aldehyde dehydrogenase (NAD+) activity. Gene Ontology annotation, biological process: aldehyde metabolic process. The record is from RefSeq and is a predicted model, not a curated record. The coding region runs from base 242 to 1855 and encodes 537 amino acids.
GAUCCAUCUUCUACCUUCAACUAUGUUGAUUCUUCUGCGUACUCGACGGAGGAUUUGACUGCUGGUUCUUGUCAUGUAAACUGCACCUCCCCCGACCACCAUAUAUCUACCGGCUUCGCUCGUUUUCACGUAUCGUCUGUGGUCACCACCACCUUGCGAGUACUGCUGGAGAGGCAGUCGGUGGCCUUCGCUUAAAGAGGAGGCGGAGAGGAGAUGGUAGAGAACAAAGAGACGCGGGGAGAUGGAGUCGGUGGGAGUGGAAGGGGUUGCGAACGAGGUGAGGACAGCUUACGAGAGCGGGAAGACGAGAAGCCUUGCAUGGAGGCGGUCGCAGCUCAAGGCUCUGCAGAGGCUCCUCUACGAGGAGGAGGAGGGCAUGUUUACGGCGCUCAAGCAAGACCUCGGCAAGCACCAAGCCGAAGCUUACAGAGAUGAGGUGGGGAUUCUGAUCAAGUCCGUCAACUAUGCGUUGGAAAAUCUGAAGAAAUGGAUGACUCCCUGCCGGGUCCCUGUACCGCUCCUGGCAUUUCCGACGCGCGGAGAGCUGGUGCCCGAACCCCUCGGCGUCGUUCUCAUCUUCUCUUCUUGGAAUUUCCCUAUAGGUCUGUCCUUGGAACCCUUGAUCGGAGCUAUAGCUGCUGGAAACGCGAUCGUUCUCAAGCCGUCGGAAUUAGCUCCUGCAUCAUCCAAUUUUCUAGCAAAAAGCGUGCCCAAGUAUUUGGACAGUAUGUCGGUGAAGGUCGUCCGAGGUGGCCCAGAUGUUGGUCAGAAGCUCUUGGAACAGAAGUGGGACAAGAUCUUCUUCACAGGGAGCUCGCGCGUUGCCCGCAUCGUCAUGGCGGCUGCUGCAAAGCAUUUAACACCGGUUGCUGUUGAGUUAGGUGGUAAAUCUCCGGCCAUCUUUGAUUCCCUUAGUAGCGCCCGAGACAGAAAGGUGGCUGUGGAACGAAUAGUAGGAGCGAAAUGGGUUCCUUGCUCCGGGCAAGUCUGCAUAGGGGUCGACUAUGUUCUUGUGGAAGAGCAAUUUGCACCGAUUUUGAUUGAUCAGCUAAAAGCCACACUCGAGAAGUUCUACCCAAGAUUUGAUUGCUUAUCCAGGAUCAUCAACGAGCAACACUUCCAACGUCUAAGCAAUCUUAUCAAGGAUCCGUCGGUCGCCGCCACCAUCAUCCACGGCGGCUCCCUCGACUCCGAGACACUGUUCAUCGAGCCGACGAUACUGCUCGACCCCCCGCUGGAUGCCGAGAUCAUGAACGAAGAAAUAUUUGGCCCGCUGCUUCCCAUCAUCACCCUGAAGAAGAUCGAGGACAGCAUCGAGUUCAUAAGGGCCAGGCCAAAACCCCUCGUCAUCUACGCAUUUACCAAGGACGAGAAGCUCAGGAGCCGGAUCACAGCUGAAACAUCUUCCGGAAGCCUUACUUUCAAUGACACCAUGAUCCAGGUACUUUCUCUCUGUAACCUAAUCUUCAUCACUCCAUGGCAUCGCUCGCGAUCCUUUCACUGUCUCCUUGUAGUUCGCUUGCGACGAAUUGCCAUUUGGAGGAGUGGGUGGGAGUGGGUUCGGACAGUACCACGGCAAGUUCUCCUUCGACAUGUUCAGUCACACGAAAGCCGUGCUGAGGAGGAGCUUCCUGCUGGAGUUCACGUUCCGGUACCCGCCAUGGGAUGCAUGGAAGCUGCCCUUCAUGCGAUCCGUUUACCACUUCGAUUACGUCACUCUGCUCCUUCGCCUGCUGGGCUUGAAACGAGGCUGAUCUCCACACGCAGCCCACUGCUGCUUGCUGCCAUGAUCACUGCUGCUAUUAUUUGUCGAAAUAAUAGACUUUAUUUACCUUUUGACAUUAUCAAUCGAUAGGAUAAUACAAUAAUAUAAAGAUACAAAAAUAAAAAUAUAACUUUUAAUUA